CUGAUUUCGAUAACGAGUGCGACCGCGCUAUAGAUAUCGGUAUCAGCUGUUGGGGGCAAAUUAAAAACAAAGAGGAUGCAAAACUAACAACAAAGGGACUAUAAAAUGUUUCUGUUCAUCAGCCGUCCCACGCGGACCCUAGGAAACCGUAUGCAGGCGGUUCGUGAGCGUCUGGGUGUGGAUUUAGCUGAUCAACUAGACGCGCUGCAUCGGAAUGUGAUGCGCACCGGACUAGUGUCCACGCAGGAGCUCGAGGAGGCGUUCCGCAAGACACGCGACACGGAUCACAAUCCAAAUCGCUUGAAUCUGCUUUGGCUACUCGGAAUCGUCUUCUUUAUUAUGGUGGCCACACCGGUUUUCUACGAGACCAUCUCGUUCCUGCUUGGCGUACGCUGCUUCCUCCCCAACAACUAUCUGGUCUGGGAGGCCACUCGCCCUAUCAGCGACUGCGAGUUCUGCAAAGGCGUGAAGGCUCCCCUAAUCCUGGAUAAUCUCACAAUGGAGGAGUUCGGCCCGCAUGCCUACUCCUCGUUGCCCAUCAUUGUGAAGCGGGCGGUGGCUCACUGGCCAGCACAAAAGCAGCUAAGCUAUGAAUACAUCAAGGAUUUGUACGACAGUGUGCCGGGAGCGGUGGAAUCGGACUGCCCGUUCCUGCACUUCAACUCGGAUCUCAAAACGCUAAAGGAUGUGUUUGCCAUGUCCACAGAGCGGUCGAAUUUAAGUCAAGGAGGGCCCUGGUUCGUCGGCUGGAGCGUCUGCCAGCCGGCUGUCCUAGCGGAGCUUAGAAAGCUAUACCCCCGCCCACACUUUCUGCCUGUCGAUGCCGAAAUGCCCCACACGGAUUUCAUAUUAAUGGGCUACGAGCAGGGAGCUGUGAUGCAUCUGGAUUACAUUCCUCGCCUGAUGUGGCAAGCCCAGCUGAAAGGCAACAAGAGCUGGUUUCUAGCACCUGCUCCUGAGUGUGAUCACCAGUGUCAGCCAUUCUCUUUUUACGUAGAGCCCGGGGAUGCUGUUUUGGUGGACACGCGUAUCUGGUACCAUGCCAAUACCAUCCCCAAGGGUCAGUUUUCGCUGACUGUUCAGUCAGAGUAUGGAUAAGCCCCUUUUAGAAACACUAGAAUUUAAAAAUUGAUAUAAAAGGGAAACGGGAAAGGGGAACUCAAGAAUAUUGCCGUAUUAAUAGGCCAGAAUUGUUCUUUAAACUUAAACCGCCAUUACUAGAGCUAUCGAUUACCGAUAGUUUAGGCGGAAGCCAUUUAAAAGAGAUGAUCGGAAAAUAUAGCGUCAACACAAAAUAAACAAUAUGGAAACCAA
This is a messenger RNA of Drosophila ficusphila, 1314 nucleotides long. RefSeq lists its product as uncharacterized. The record is from RefSeq and is a predicted model, not a curated record. Bases 106 to 1098 code for a protein of 330 amino acids. NCBI's taxonomy places the organism in Eukaryota, Metazoa, Arthropoda, Insecta, Diptera, Drosophilidae. The transcript is spliced from 3 exons.